AUGAAUACAAAGUUUUCAAGAACAGACAAACCGAAAGGGAAGUUUGCACAGUCGAAUAUUAACUUGGUUUACAGAGGAAAUGCCAGUGAAGUUCAGUCGAAACCUACUCUUCGAAGUGGUGGACUUCAAAUUGUUGGUAAACUGCAGGGCACUAGGCGUAAUCCCCCACCGCCUCCCUGGGUGCCGAGUAUCAAAGCUGAAAUGGGUGGUCAGGAUACGAAGGUAAACAUAGUCCCCCCGGGGGGCUCUGGUUGGGGGACUGGAUCCUCCACAAAUACGGUUUUGGAGAACCCGCCUAAGAGUGAUCCGAAGACAUGCUCCAGUACCGCUUCUGUCUUCGAGUCCGUUUCUGAAUCCACAGGGAAGGACAACGAUGCAUCAAAGGGCCCAAAUUACACUGAUUCUUUUCAAUCUACUCUGGUCAAGCCGCCGCAAAAACCUUUCUUUGCUCCACGUUCCUCGAAGAAUGUUUCAGGGAAACCGCGAAAUGACGGCUCUCCGGAUAUUAGCCGGCCGCUUACUUCGAAGAUGGCAGGACCUACGAUCCCAUUUUAUCAGCGUCCUACCACAUCACUAUCGAACUCUGUUACCCCCAAAGAUUCUGAGCUUGCAGAAUCUAGCGCUGACGAGAAGCCAGUUGAAGCCAAGGUUGGAUCGAAUGAAAUUGUAGCUCCUCGUACCGGUUGGGCGGCUGUAACGACGGAAGAACCAGAUUUCCAGGAGCGCAUUAAUUUCAGCGAUGGUGAAGAGGACGUAUCAAAGGCGUCUGCGGCUGAAGUAUCUAAUGAGCUUCCCAAGACGUCGAUUGUAUCAGUCACUUCGUGGUCGUCAUCAUCUAUUCAACCUGCACUCCCGGCGCAGGUUCCCUACCCUCGGGCUGCAUGGGAUCAGUCUCAUUGUUUCACUCCCGUGUCCCCAAUGCAACACGCUUUUAAUGCAUCCUUCUGUAAUCCAAACGAAGGCAUAUUUGCGGAAUCUUCUCCCAUUCCUGGCACUCGUCCGGACGUGCUUCCUAGUCGGGAAGUCGCUCUAUUGUCGGAGCAGCUUCAGCGGACAUCUUUUGCUACCUCUGAGGCCCAGGUGCAGGCUCAGCGUGAGGAGCGGACGUUGGCCUUUAAGUCAGCUGUAAGUAGGGCACAGAUGGCGAGAAAGAAACGUAGCGAUGCUGAGGUUAUCGAGUCCAAACGGAAGGAUCAGUCCAUUGAUUCGACGAAGAGCACUCUUACUGACGUUAGCGUUUUCUCUCAAUCGAUCAUGCAAUCUGGGACGGCAGCUAUGGCGGGUACUCCUACCUUCUCCAUGCACGGCCCCGUUAACCAUUCUCCCCAGCAUCACGCCAUCGAACCUGUGAUUGCAGCCUUGUACAAUAAUGGGUUUUCUGGUCUAAUGCAUUCGGUUGCUUCUGGCAACGGUCACUUGCAGUCUCAAAUGAAACCGCAGGCGCAACUAACUGGUACUCUUUCUCCUUCUUCAUGGAAUUCUGGUUCUUUCUCAGCGAGUAGUCAGCCUCCAUUCAUGCAUCCUCCAUAUCCGCUCUCUAACUCUCCAAAAUUGCCAACCAAUCAGGGGUUUUAUUUCAAAUCUGACCAUUUGGCGGUAACUGCAUUCAAUCAACAGUCUAAUUCAAAGGGUAGUCACGUUCAGGGACUUCAACCUGAUCGUCCUAUUGAAAGUUCUUUACAUUCAUACGCAAAUACUGCCGGAGAAUCAUCAAUGGUAAAUCAUCUUCCUUUUCAAUCUUCGAAAUCCCACAUCGCGCAGCAUCCUCCUACUUCUCCGACCCUGGAAAAGCGGAUGGAAAGUGAUUCUAAUAAGGAACUGAUUGUUUCUUCUUUAACGCGAGCUGUAGCAAUUAAUAGUCGUCCUCUUCAGAUCUCUGCUCAUCCAGAAGGCUCGCGCACUGCAUUUACACCUCCAGCACCGUCAACAAUAGAGGCUUUCCCACCGCAGAAUUCACAUCCUCAAUCUCUGCAGCAGCAGCAGCAGCAGCAGCAGCCACACAUUACUCCACUCAUGGAAGUUAAUCUUUCUGGUAAAUGGAGCGAAAAGGAUUUCGACACGUUCCCUACUGCGGUGACUUCGCGAGAUAAUUUUGCUAGGUUCAAAUCCAGUCGCGUUGGUUCAAAACAUGUUAACGACGAAAGGAGUUGCGGCUAUCGGUACGCAACGUAUAGCAGCAGUGGACGACUGAAUCGAGGCCCAUCACAAAGGGACGCACUGAAACGUCCGCCUCGAGGAGCAUUGGAAAUGGAUGACAAUCGUACUGACGAGCGUCCUGCUGAUGAACCUGUUGGCGAAGUCACAGAGGAGCAACAGGGGAUUUCGAGACGCCAGCGUCGAGACGAAAUUGCUAGCGGCACAUUUCCACGCCAACAGCGUCUUAGAGGGUCGAAUCGCAUGCCUAAGUCAAGUCGUGGUGCUCUCCAUGAUUAUGAUGAAUUUAAGCAGCAAAAUUGUGAAUUUGAUCGUCAACAAAUUUCUUCCUCGCACAAUCAGCGAGAUAGGUGGAGGAGUGGAGGCAGCGGAUGUAAAAACAUAAGACAAGCCGAUCGUGUUAUCGAGAAGGUGGGCUCUGCUGUAUCGUCUAGUAGAGGUAGAAAGACUUUUCCGCGUAGCGGUCCUGGUGACCGACGGUAUGCUGGCCAUGGUGAUGUGUCGAAUCUUCGAGGGCACCAUCCAAGCCACAGGAAGAUCGACGAGAUUGCGGAAACUAUAAAUCUGACCUCGCAAAAGGAUGUGGAUGAGGUCGAUGCCAAUGCGGUAUCGGACUCUGAGCAAGGCGCCACAGCUGUGCAGCUGACGAGAUCGGACUCCCAACAAUUUCACUCGCAAAGGUCGCUGAGGGGAGGUGGUAACAGCGGUCGGCAGCGUAGAGGACAGCAUAGUGGUUCUCAAAGGCAUCCGCAGCGUCGCGGUCGUACUGAUCGAGCAAACACCCGCCGACAAAAUAACCGCCGUCAUCCAGACGAUGACGAUGAUCACGACUUUAAGGGUGGGCCCUCUAAUACCAAUGGCACUUCAACUGCUGUUGCUACCAACACCACUUCUAGCGACAGCAAUACAGGUAGGGGCGAGGGUAGAGCAAAUACGGAGUCAAACGGUAGCACCACCUCUAGUGGUCAACAACCAAGUGGGACUGUCGAUGCUGUGCAAUCUUGCGAAACCAACGUCUUUGCACCCGCUGCGAAGUCUCGGGGUCAUGCGCAUUCAAUCACAUUGGCGAGUGAUGUAGAGGUCUGGGAGACUGCCUCGGAAGGUUUCAGUUCCUCUCUGUUGGGGACUUCGCCAGGGUGUUCUUUUGCCGAUUGUACAAGCGCAUCACCAGCAGCAGGUACUGCAAAAGCAGAUGAUCAUAAAAACCUCGCUGCUGCUGAUGAUGAUUAUGAAGAGGGCGGUUACAGCUACCCUCUCAAAAGAACCUCUCAGCGUCGUCCAACUCCUAUGAUCACGGGCAAAAUCGUCCCCUUAAUGUCAAUUAAUGCAGAGGCCCCACCUUCCUAUUGCGACAACCCGAGCUUCCUGGACUCCCCAUUGCCGAGUGUUAAGUCACCAAUUAAUGAUGCAGUUCCCAACGGAUCUUCUCCAGAUGUAAAAGAUGGUGAAUCUGUUGCUGGGAGCGCUUCCAUCUCCAGCGAAGAUGGGUUUACGGAGGUGCGUUCUAAGUCCAGUAAAAAGCAGCAAAAGGCAAAGCUGCAGCAAAAAAGUCAGAAAUCCUCAAUUUCUUCUGACGAGAGGUCUUCAUCUGCUAAAACCAAGAAUCGUGAUCUCGUUAGGCCGCGCGGUCAGGUGUUGGUAUUGUCUAAGGCCGAUCAGAAACCCUCAAAGCCUCCCAAAAAUGACGAACCGUCUGCAAAAGACAAGCAGCGUUCUGCCUCAACCACAAUCACAGCUACUGCUAACUCUAGUCAAACAGUCUCAAAGCAUUCGGAAUCCGCUGCAAAAAAAAUGUCCAAUUCUCUCAUGCCUCAGCCGGCUAAUGCCUGGCUGAAACCACUUCAGGAAACUAUUAACGAAAAGGCUGCUGCUGCUGCCGCUAUGGCUGCUCAAAGCAGCACAAAAUCAAUAACCGCUCCAUCUGACCCUGCUUCUCCGUCGACAAAAGCGCCCGUAUCGACUACCGUAUCUUCUUACGCUUGGUCCGUUGUAGUUGGUUCACGGACCACUGCUACCUCAACCAACUGCACCCCUACUGAAAGCGUCUCGGUGCCAUUGAUGCCUAAGACAAAUGAAAAAAUAGUUGCUUCAAAGUCUACACAGGAUUCCACAUCGGAUCCGUCGACAGUGGCAGUUGCUGGUGCUCAGUCAUUAACUAUGUCAGCUGAUCUCGAUUCGAGUGUGAUUUCACAGUCAAGACAAUCGAAACCUGAGGAAAAGAUGUUGCAGGACGAAAGCACAGCUCAGUUGCCCGAUUCCUCAGGGGUGUCUGCUACGAGUACCUCAACUGCAGCAGCGACAUCAGCCAAUGUUUGCAAGGUCAGGCCUCAAAAACAACCGACGACUACCACCAUUGUCAACUCUUCCACAGCUUCUGUCGCUCACACACCAAAGCCAGAGCUUGCUUCUUUUCCUAUGUCCUCGACUUAUUCAGCACAUGGCAAUACAGUUCUCAUUAAUACGUCUCAGCUUCGGAGACCUAUUGGAGAUGUUGGUGACUGGAUCAGUAAAACUCAUGGAGUCUAUACAAGCAAUUCAUCUUCUGUAUUUUUUGAUGGUUAUGGAAGCAAGAAACUUGAGAACGCUGGAGAUUCCUCACUCGGAUUGCCUUCUGCUGCUACCGCAGCUGCUGCCUUGUAUUUGCAACAACAUCAACAGCAACCAUUCAGACAAACUUUACAUCCCCUCCAGCAACAGCAACCUAUGAUGGGCUUCGGUUUACCUGAUUUAACUAUGCGUCAUCAGAAUAAUCGAAUUAAUGGCACAUGUUCCCAGAACGGAAUGGGAACGGACAGCUACUUCACGGUACCCCCAUUCGGAGCAGGAAACGCGAGUCAAGCGGGAGGACAGCAGCCACCACCACGCGGCUUGUAUCCCCCAGCCCAGCAACGCGGUUUCCCGUCGUGGCAACAUCAGCAGCACUCACAACAGGAGGCUGCUGUCAUGGCUGCUGCCGCUGUUGCUGGUGCAGUAGCGCCCCAGGCUGCUGCUCUGUGGUCCUCCAACUACACUCCUUCACCUCCACCACCUCAUCACCAUCCCUCCUAUGUUGGUGUUAUUGGCGCAGAUCGGCCGUCAUCGACAUCUUCUGUAUCGAUAACUUCUCGUCUCCAAUCAAACAAUGCGAGUGCUUCUCUCUACGGCUCCGGGUCAAUGCGAGGCGGAGGUAGUGCUACUCCAGGUGUAGGAGGUCCACCCUUCGCUCAGCCGGCUCCUCCACCACCGCCUCCACCUCAAGCUGCUUCUAUACCGCCUCCCAGUGGGCUCUAUGCCUCAUCUCCGACGCAUCCAACGCCUCCACCUCCUCUACCGUUUGAUCCCAGUUUUGCUUAUACCAGCGGAGGUCUUGCAAAUUCGACGAGUGUUUUCUCGCACCAAUCGGGAGCUGCAGGGGGUCCUGCAUUGCUGGCUGCCCCGCAUCGUCAGUCAGCAUCUGCUCGAUCUCUUGGUGACCAUCCUCACACUUCACAUCCUCCAGUUUUCAUCAAUGCUCCCCACGCACCCUUCCCAGCUGCUCCUGCUGCAAUUUCCGUUCAUGGUCUGGCUGGCCCUCCUACGGCUCCCAUGACUACUCCUGGUCUGCACUUUUAA
This is a messenger RNA of Hydatigera taeniaeformis, 5745 nucleotides long. The record is from the annotation of a GenBank genome assembly. Lineage: Eukaryota; Metazoa; Platyhelminthes; Cestoda; Cyclophyllidea; Taeniidae.